Molecule: messenger RNA, 5697 nt
Organism: Brachypodium distachyon (stiff brome)
Lineage: Eukaryota; Viridiplantae; Streptophyta; Magnoliopsida; Poales; Poaceae
Product: putative disease resistance protein RGA4
Exons: 6
Coding region: 382-3987 (1201 amino acids)
Biological process (GO): defense response to other organism
Molecular function (GO): ADP binding
Source: RefSeq, a predicted model, not a curated record
GUAUCCUCUACCCUCGUUAUGCGCGCACCAGCAGUUUGCGGAAAUGUCCAGACGGGUCACCAGCGACUGGCAAGAGUGAUUACCCAUGACCUUUAGGCCAUGUUGGUUCCAGGAAACCAAUGGAUUGACCAGACUUGGCACAUAAGUCGGUCAACUUUGGCACUGCGUGCCCAGAAGUCUAACAUUUCCAUGUCAUGCGCUUUCCUUGGUCCAGCUUGAAUAAGUGGUGAUGCUGGGAGCAAAAAAUAAAUAAAAAAUCAGCUUCACUUGAAGGGGACGCCCCAGAGACUGACUUCUGCUUUGCUUCCCAUCACAUUUCUUCUCUCGCGGCUUGUCGAGGACACGCCAACAAUUGCAAGGGAGCACAGCAAGCGACAUAGCAUGGCCGAGUCCUUGCUUUUUGCCGUGGUGCGCGCUGCGGCCCGCAAGGCCGCCGAUGUUCUCGUCCAGAACAUGACCCGCAUGUGUGGCAUCGAGGACGACCGCUGCAAGCUGGAACGACAGCUGCUGGCCGUCCAGUGCAAGCUGGCCGACGCUGAGUUGAGGAGCGAAACGAACCAGUAUGUCAAGAGAUGGAUGAAGGACUUCAGGACCGUCGCCUACGAGGCCGCCGACGUCCUCGACGACUUCCAGUACGAGGCGCUGCGCCGCGAGGCCCAGAUCGGAGAAUCCAGGACACGCAAGGUACUGGACCACUUCACGCCCCACUGCGCUUUGCUCUUCCGCCUUACCAUGAGCAGGAAGCUGCACAACGUCCUUGAGAAGAUCAAUCAGCUGGUCGAGGAGAUGAACAAGUUUGGUCUGGUGGAGCGCGCUGAGCCGCCACAGUUUCUUUACCGGCAGACGCACUCGGGGUUGGACGACUCUGCUGGUAUCUUCGGCAGAGACGACGACAAGGAAUUGGUGGUGAAGCUGUUGCUCGACCAGCGAGAUCAGCUCAAGGUGCAUGUUUUGCCCAUCUUUGGGAUGGGAGGUUUGGGCAAGACCACUCUUGCCAAGAUGGUGUACAAUGAUGGCAGGGUUCAACAACAUUUUCAGUUGAACAUGUGGCACUGUGUCUCAGAAAACUUUGAAGCUAUUGAUCUUGUGAAAUCUGUCAUUGAAUUGGCUACCCAAAAGAAUUGCGAUCUGCCCUACACCAUCGAGCUUCUGCGAGGGCGACUUCAGGAAGUUAUUGGACAGAAGAGGUUUCUCCUUGUUCUUGAUGAUGUAUGGAAUGAAGAGAAGAGAAAGUGGGAGGAUGAUCUGAAACCUCUGUUGUGUUCUGUUGGUGGACCAGGAAGUGUUAUACUCGUCACAUGUCGAAGCCGGCAAGUGGCCUCUAUAAUGACCACCCUUAGGCCCCAUGAGCUAGAAUGUCUGAGUGAAGAUGAUUCAUGGGAACUGUUCUCAGAGAAAGCAUUUAGUAAUGGUGUAGAGGAGCAAGCAGAAUUGGCCACCAUUGGCAGACGUAUUGUCAAGAAAUGCAGGGGGCUGCCUCUUGCUCUGAAGAGGAUAGGUGGCUUGAUGAGUUCUAAACAACAAGUGCAGCAAUGGGAGGCCAUAGCAGAAAGAAAUAUUGGGGAUAAUUCCCGUGGCAAAGAUGAGAUCAUAUCUAUACUAAAACUGAGCUAUAGACACCUGUCACCUGAAAUGAAGCAAUGUUUUGCCUUUUGUUCAGUGUUCUACAAAGACUGUGAGAUGGAGAAGGACAUGUUGAUCCAACUAUGGAUAGCAAAUGGUUUUAUUCAAGAAGAGGGGACAAUGGAUUUGCCACAGAAAGGAGAAUUCAUCUUCCAUUAUUUAGUUUGGAGAUCCUUUCUCCAAGAUGUGAAAUUAAAAGAAGUACAUUUUUCCAGGAAGGUAAUUUGUUGUAAAAUGCAUGAUUUAAUGCAUGACCUAGCAAAAGAUGUCACAGAUGAAUGUGCAACCAUGGAGGAUUUGAUUCAAGAGAUUCAACAGAGAGCAUCAAUAAAAGAUGCCCGUCACAUGCAGAUUAUUACACCGGGUCAAUGGGAACAGUUCAAUGGAUUAUUUAAAGGCACAAGAUAUCUCCACACUUUGUUAGGGUCAUUCGCAACACACAAGAAUCUUAAGGAGUUAAGACUGAUGUCAGUAAGAGCAUUGCAUUCUUAUGUUCCUUCCAUUAUCCAUUACCAGGUCAUAAAUGCAAAACAUUUACGUUAUCUCGACCUUUCUGAGUCUGGCAUUGGUAGAUUGCCAGAUUCAAUAUGUGUACUGUAUAACUUGCAAUCUUUGAGGCUCAAUGGUUGCUGGAAACUACGACAGUUACCAGAAUAUAUGAGCAACAUGAGGAAGCUCAUCCAUCUUUAUCUUUUUGGAUGUGAUGGUUUGGAAAGGAUGCCACCAAAACUUAGUUUACUGAACAAUCUUCACACACUAACAACAUUCGUUGUUGAUAGUGGAGAUGGCCAUGGAAUCGAGGAGCUCAAAGAUCUCCAACACCUAGCCAACAGGUUAGAACUGUACAAUUUGCGAAAAGUAAAAAGUGGAGAAAAUGCAAUGGAAGCUAAUCUUCAUGAGAAGCAAAACCUAAGGGAAUUGCUGUUAUAUUGGGGACGCUGCACUUAUGAUCAGUCUGAACACGAGGCUUGUAAUGAGGAACAAGUGUUGGAUUGUCUUGCACCUCACAGUAAGCUCCAAAUUUUGAAUGUAGCUGGAUAUAAUGGCCUAAAAGUAUCACAAUGGAUGAGAGACCCUCAGAUGUUUCAGUGCUUGAGAAAACUCAAAAUUUCUAACUGCCCAAGAUGUAAGGAUCUACCUGUAGUAUGGUUGUCAGUCUCCCUUGAGUAUAUGUGCUUAGAAAGUAUGGGUGGCCUAACCACAUUAGGCAAGAACAUUGGGGUGGAAGAAGAUGGAUACAAUACACAUCUGCAAAUUUUCCCAAGGUUAAAGGGGAUGGCCCUAAAUGAUUUACCGAGCUUGGAUAGAUGGAUGGAAAACAGUGCAGGAGAGCCCAUUAACUACAUAAUGUUCCCGAUGCUCGAAGUGCUAAGUAUUAGCUGUUGCCCAAAGAUUGCAAGUGUUCCAGAGAGCCCUGUUCUAAAAAAUCUGCGCAUAGGGGGACUCUGCAGUCCCCCAAUCAGUUCACUCACACAUCUGACAACAUUGUCGGAGCUCGCAUACUUUGGAAACGAUAUAGUGUCCAAAAGCAUGCCUUUGGGCUCCUGGCCAUCUCUGAAGAAGUUACAAGUUGGGUCACUGGCAAACAUGAUGAUGGUGCCUCCAGAGGACUGGCAUAGCCAAAGUCAAAGAAGAGCUUUGGAAACCCUUCAGAGUUUGAGUCUUUAUGGCCCCUACUGCUUUGUAGCACCAUCCAGAUUGUCCAGAUCGCACCUUGGGUAUUGGGAAUGCUUUGCCUUUGUGGAAGAAUUGACGAUUCAUUCAAGCAAUGAACUUGUUCUCUGGCCAAUGGAGGAGCUCCGGAUCUUAUCUCGCCUUCGCUCCCUGUGUAUUUUCUUUUGUGCCAACCUGGAGGGGAAGGGUUCAUUGUCUGAGGAGAGCUUGCCACUGCCCCAGCUGGAGAGGUUAGAUAUUAGGAACUGUCACAGUUUAGUGAAGAUUCCAAAUCUGCCUACAUCCCUUGAGCAACUGAAGAUUUUCGACUGCGAAAAUUUGGUGGAACUGCCAUCAAACCUUGAAGAUCUGGCCAAGCUGAGGGUUCUCGAUGUCAAUACCUGCAGAUGCCUGAAAGCACUGCCUGAUGGAAUGGAUGGCCUCACUUCCCUUGAGCAAUUGAGGAUUGGUUAUUGCCCAGGGAUAAAUGAAUUCCCACAGGGUCUCCUCCAGCGGCUCCCACUCCUCAAAUCCCUAUGCAUAUCGACAUGCCCCGAGUUGCAAAGACGUUGGAGAGAAGGCGGGGAGUAUUUCCACUUGCUAUCAUCUAUCCCAGAGAAAAGCAUUCGUUACACAGAAACAGAAUCCAGCAGCAAGAAUUUUCUAAGGAGGCUCAUCCCCUCUUGUCAGUUGCCUGAAAGUGCUGCUUGAUGGGAUGGAUCACAUCAAAUUGCCUUGAGUGAUUGCGGAUUGGGAAUUGCCUAAGGAUAGCGAAUUUCCUGCAGGGUCUCCACGACUGGCUCCAUGUCCUCAAAUCCCUAUACAUAUGGCUGCUCCGACUUGGAAAGACGAUGCCGUAAAGGUGCAGAGUAUUUCCAGUUGGUCUCCUCUGUCCCAAAUGCAUGCGUUCUUGAACCAGAAACAGAAUCGAGCAUGAAGAAGCUUGUAAGGAGGUUCCUCCCAUCCUGCGUUGACUCUAGCUGAGGAUCCGGUAUGAAACAAACUACCAUCGCUGGGUACAAUUUUGAGCUCGUCUCUGACCGAACAAUGAUCAGCAUAGUUAACAUGCCGAGGCAGAACACAGCAUCCCAGAGACACAAACAGAAUCCAACAAAGAAGUUUGUAAAGAAGCUCCUGCCUUCCUGUGCUGAAUUUAAUAACUGGGCCUGUGUCCAGUUAAUUACAGACAAUCGCUUUGGAACGGCCGGCAGAUUUGGGAUCUUUUGGGCAGUAUACGUAUCGAAAUCUCCAUACCCCUGACCUUUACAGUCCUUGUAACAAACACACCCUUGUUUCUUCAAGAUGAACCACAUGAGGAGAUUUGCUGGAAUGGGCAAGACUAAGGUCCCAUCCGGAGUUCAGAAAGAUAAAGAUGAGAGCAUAGUUUUCUUCAGGGAGCUGUACAAGCAUCAGGAAGAUACAGACGUGAACCUGCUGGAACCGAUGUACUCCGUUGAGUUUGAUGCUAUCCAAGGUGGUCAUAUGACAAAACUUCCUCCUGCUGUGAAGAGAGAUUUCCUCAUACCAAUCAACGAGAAGCAUGACUAUGACUGGCUGAAGACUCCUCCAGCUGCAUCGUUGUUUCCUCCCCUUGAGACGAAAACCAACUCCUCCGAAAUGGUUUUAGAGAAGGAGCUACCGAUACCGCGACAUGUUAAACCUUCAGCUUCAAGGUUCGCAAGCAAGCCAGAGGCGACGAAAACAUCGGUGAAGCCAUCAUCACCUCCAAGUGGUUCAUCAUCAAAGAACGUGUUCAGAGGGGCUCCAUCCAUCUCCAAUGAGAAGAACCAUCCUCACGCAAUAGACAAGAGAUCGACUUAUUACUCUGCCCUAACCGGCAGGCAGCAGAAGCCAGAUGCCACAACUGCCAAAGCUACUACUUCUGCAGGCAGCAACACAACCAAGAAACACUCGGACAGGUGCCAUGGGAGCCAGGGCAGCAGUGCAGGCGCAGCCAAGACUAUAACGAUGAUCCCGGCAGAAGAACCUUAUAAAGCACCGAAGAAUCUGCUCACGACUGGGUCUAUAUUCUCACGCCGUGCGCCAUCGAUGACAACGACGGCGAAAACUCGGCCUGGAGGUCCUGCAUUGGGUGUGGACGCCAAAGGAGAAAGCGGUAGAGCAAGGAGGCUGCCGCUUGCCACAACAAGAGGUUUCAAAGAGCUGCAUGUAGAUGGCAAGAAGAAUGCUUUGCCGGGGAAGGGCAAGGCUGUGGCUGCCACCACCAUUGAGCCUGAUGUCUACAACGGUGGUGCCGGUGAGCCUGCGUCAGUAAAGGGAGUGAGAAGAACAGACGGGAAGAACGAGCGUAGACCAAGGUUUACAACCAUGUGAAUGUACCAGUUGAUUUAUAUGUUUGGAAACAUGACGGUUUCAGUAAUAAAAACUGCUAAAUCUAUGUGCUGUUUGCAAAAACUGAAA